This is a messenger RNA of Beta vulgaris subsp. vulgaris (sugar beet), 2442 nucleotides long. RefSeq lists its product as uncharacterized. The record is from RefSeq and is a predicted model, not a curated record. Gene Ontology annotation, molecular function: zinc ion binding; nucleic acid binding. Lineage: Eukaryota; Viridiplantae; Streptophyta; Magnoliopsida; Caryophyllales; Amaranthaceae. The transcript has a single exon. Bases 1 to 2442 code for a protein of 813 amino acids.
AUGCGUGGGAUAGCUCAAUCCACUCGAGCCUUAACUAAUGCUAUGGAAAAAUUUGCUGAGGCUCAAGCUGCUGCUCUUAAUACUCCUAUUACUCCUAAUGCUGGCAAUGUUAGUUCAAAAACUGCUGUGAUAGCUAAGGCAAUUGACCAGAAGAAACCUUCUUCUUUUGAUGGAAAGGGUGACCCUACUAAGAUGGAAAACUGGAUUAGAGAAUUUGACAAAAUUUUUACCACUCUCCAAGUCCCGAAUGAGAUGAGGGUUGAUGCUGCUGCCUAUUAUCUGGUUGAGGAUGCUGAUAUUUGGUGGACUCAUAACAAGUUUGAUCUGACUACUAAGGUGACUGUGGAUGAGGAAGGAGAAGAGCUCAUGGAAGAGAGAGAGUUUGGUUGGACUGAGUUCAAGAAGGCGAUCCGUGAUGAGUUCUUUCCAUCCCAUAUGAGGAAGAGGAAGAGGACGGAGUUUAAUGAUCUCGUGCAGGGAGAUAUGUCAGUUCAUGAGUUCUAUGUGAAAUUCCAGGAGUUGGCUCGUUUCGCUAAGGGGUUAGUUCCUGAUGAGCAGGAGAGAGCUGUGAAAUUCGAGGAGAAGUUAGACCCCGAUCUUCAUUCUAGGAUGGGAGCUGGUGAGUAUGCCACAGUGAAGGAGGUGUACACUCGUGCUUGUAAUGCUGAGAGGAUUGAGGAAAAGAGACUAGCUGCAAAGAAGUUGAAAUCCACUCCAGCAGGGUCUACUCAGGCGACAGAAAAGGUUGAUACAUCUGGUUCCGCUGGUUACAACAAAGGUAGAGGGGGUUUCAAUAAAAAUCGAAACUUUGGGAACCGUGAUUCUGGGGGUAACUAUAACAAGGGAGGUUCCAGUCAGCAGUAUUCAAAGGACAAUCAGAACUCCACUUCUUCCCGUAGCCAGCCCCAAGGUCAGAUUCAGAGGACUGAUCGGAUUUUCUAUUGCAAACGUUGUAGUGAGAACCACCCUGACAAGGAUUGUGAUGGUAAUUUGGUGGAGUGUAAUCACUGUGGGAGGAAAGGGCAUCGUGCUUAUGAAUGUUUUAGUAACCCUAGAUCGAGGAAUUUCAAGCCUGAGAUGAGUUCGAGGAAUGGGGCACAAGCAGAUAAGAGACCACAGAAUGGUAACAACAGUCGCCCUGCUCUUUCUACACCAGGGAAUGCUGCACCUAAUCGCAAUGGAGGGACUGCAAAUGCUACUCAGGGGCAUAGAGUUGAUGUGAGGAGGAACACUGGACAGGUUCAUGUGAUGAACCAGACUGAGGCAAACACCAAUGGCAACGUGGUCACUGAUACUUUUUCUAUUCAUUCGAUGUCCGUUUAUGUGCUAUUUGAUUCUGGUGCUUCUCAUUCUUUUGUGUCUGAACCUCUUGUGAAAAAGUUAGGGUUAGAGAACUCUAAGACUUGUGAUGUAGACAUCUCUAUUCCUUCUGGCGUGAUCAUAACUUGUAAUAAUUUGUAUCCAGAUGUCCCUAUUAUGUGUGGUAGUACCACCCUAGUAGCUAAUUUGAUAGCUUUUCCUUUGCAUGAUUUUGAUGUAAUUCUAGGGAUGGAUUGGCUUAGUAGGCAUAAAGCCAAGAUAGAUUGUGAGAAACAAAAGGUGUCUGUAGUUGGUCCUAGUGGAGUCCAUGAGUUUUAUAGAGGGUCUUCUUUGAAAAUCAUUUCUGCUUUGACUUUAAAAUCCUAUUUGAGGAAGGGUUGUCCUAUGUACUUGUGCCAUGUCCACGACACUAGUAAGGAAGAGCCACGUAUUGAAGAUGUUCGUAUUGCUAAUGAGUUUGUAGAUGUUUUUCCUGAUGACAUUCCUGGCAUGCCUCCGAGACGUGAUGUUGAGUUCAGUGUUGACUUGAUGCCUGGAACUGGACCUAUUUCUAAGCCUCCUUAUAGAAUGGCGCCUGCUGAAAUGAAAGAACUUAAGGCUCAAUUGGAAGAGUUGCUUGAUAAGGGCUACAUUCGGCCUAGUGUAUCCCCAUGGGGUGCACCUGUUUUGUUUGUGAAGAAGAAGGAUGGGAGUCUUCGUUUGUGUAUUGAUUACAGAGAGCUCAACAACGUUAUUGUGAAAAACAAGUACCCCUUGCCAAGAAUAGAUGAUUUGUUUGACCAGUUGGUGGGAGCUGGAGUUUUCUCGAAGAUUGAUAUGAGAUCUGGAUACCAUCAACUUCGUAUUGCAGAGAAUGAUAUUCCUAAGACAGCUUUCAGAACUCGCUAUGGGCACUAUGAGUUUACUAUUAUGCCCUUUGGGUUGACUAAUGCUCCAGUAGUGUUCAUGGACUUGAUGAAUCGAGUCUUCAGGCCGUACCUGGAUAAGUUUGUGGUGGUGUUCAUAGAUGAUAUACUGAUUUAUUCAAAGGAUGUUAGUGAGCAUGAAGAGCAUCUUCGCACUGUUUUGCAGGUAUUGAAAGAGAAUAGGUUGUAUGCUAAGUUCUCCAAGUGCGAAUUCUGA